UCUUCCACUCCCGUCAACACUUCCAGUUACCUUAUCCCGUCUUGAUCAUGGAAGACGUGAUUGCAUGCUUGUAUCCCCAUGAGGACGCCACUGACCAGAACUAUGCAAAAGUUGCAGUUGACAAGGUGGAGAACAGAUCGCGAAGAGUAGCUGCACAAGCACCUGCAGCUUUACUUGACCUGCCGGGCCGCACCACCCGCGAAUCGACAGUUUCGUUCUAUGACGAAAGCGAGGAGUCGGAUUCAGAACCUCCCAACAUUGAAGGACUGCAAUUGACUUUCACUCUCGGCCCGAAGGCAGCGCCCGGAUUUUGGCUAGGAACGGCUGAAGGUUGCGAUAUCGUCCUUCCAUCAUCAUUACCAAGCAUUAGCCGCCACCACUGCUUCUUGAGCUUCGACGAGGAAGGACGAUUGAUCGUGCGGGACCAUUCAAAACACGGGACCAUUGUUGAAUACGACGGCAAAGGAAAGGAGAGGCGCCGCAACUUCACUUGGAUUAUUGGCGGACACAUAGGCCCGGACAACACAAAGAAAAUUGUUAUCGAGCUCAACACAAAGCUGCGAUUUCGAAUUUUGGUCUCAAAACCUUCAUUUCCGACGACAUACUCCGACAACGUAAAGAUGUUUCGGGCCAAUUUUGCUGCGGAGACAAGCCUGCCUUUAGGGGCACUUGGUAUUCAGAGCAAUGCUUCAACAGCAGCUUCCAGUGGAACAUCGAGCCCUACCGGAGACCACAUCUUUCUUGGCGAAAAGAAACUUGGAAGCGGAUCCUUCGCAACAGUGUUCCGCGUCUGGGACGUCAGUACCGGCGCCGAAUUCGCUUCCAAGAGGUUUAAUGACGAUCAGACGUCCGAGUGGCAGAGGGAGAAAUCGGUCAUGGAAUUGAUCUCGCAUAAGCAUAUUGUCCCCCUGCAUUGCGCAUUGCAGAAGCCGAUUCUCCAAUUAGUUCUGGAAUACCAACCUCUUGGAGCUCUUUCCGAGCAGCUCCAUAUCUCCAGAAAUGAGGUUAUCAUAAUCCUACAACAAGGCCUCUCGGCUUUGACAUACCUUCACGGACGUACUCCGCCAAUCGCACAUCGAGAUAUCAAACCCGCCAAUAUUCUCGUCUACACUCGAAACCCUCUCCUAAUCAAACUCGGAGACUUUGGCCUAUCCAAAGCAAACCAAAACUUCAAAACGCAUUGCGGAACUCACAGGUAUAUGGCUCCCGAGAUCUUUACGUCAGAAACAAGGCAACUGCGCCAGUAUUCAUGCGCAGUUGAUAUUUGGUCGUUUGGCUUAGUUAUCCUCGAGUACGCCUAUGGAUCUCCACCAAGAUGCAGAGAAUUGUCUUGGUUGGGGAGGAUAGUCAAGCAUCUGAACGAGUGCCACGAAAGUGAACCUGAUGGCUUGACUGAUCUCUUGUUAGACAUGCUCGUCAUUGAUCCAAAGGAGCGAAUAUCGGCUGCAGAGUGCCUAGCAAGAGCAUUGCGGCUGCCUGUAGACGUGGAUCUACCCUCGACACCCAGGCCCGUCCAGCCAUAUGCAGCCAUCGCACAGUCUAUCGAAGAGACCUCUACCUUAAAACCGAACCAGCGCUCCAUGGUCUCUGUAUUUGCCAAUCAGGCGCCACAAGCGACAAGAGGACCUGUCGGCAUCAGCCAACGAGAACGCGCCAUGACUCCGAGACCAUUUACUGUUUAACACAACCACGGGAGGGCGAAGUACUGGAGGGCUUAGAGAGUUGGUCGACUGCGACCCAAGGCAGGAGAGGCGUUACGUAUCCUUCCGGUGUGCAGGAUGCAACCAAUAUCUCUGGCUGUACGAUCCCGACGUAGUCCUAACCACCUCUCUUUGAUCAAGCUCGCACAUGUGGAAAAAUCAUCGUCGACGGGGAGAGGGAACGAAGAACUCGCUGAGUAGCAACAUUUUGUACAAGAUGCUCUGGGCUCUCACGUGCGAAGGGGUAGUAGUUGCUUGCAAUUUCGGAAUUUAUGUAGUUAGGUAUAGAGGAGGUACUAGGUAGGUAGGUAGGUAGGUAGGUAGGUGUUGGGGCUAUUGUGUUAACGGAAAGAUAUAACGGCAGAUUAUCAGACAGAUCCCCCCAAAUCAAAGACUAUUCC
Molecule: messenger RNA, 2101 nt
Organism: Sphaerulina musiva SO2202
Lineage: Eukaryota; Fungi; Ascomycota; Dothideomycetes; Mycosphaerellales; Mycosphaerellaceae
Product: kinase-like protein
Exons: 2
Coding region: 48-1682 (544 amino acids)
Biological process (GO): protein phosphorylation
Cellular component (GO): cytoplasm
Molecular function (GO): protein binding; ATP binding; protein serine/threonine kinase activity
Source: RefSeq, a predicted model, not a curated record